Molecule: messenger RNA, 8104 nt
Organism: Diceros bicornis minor
Lineage: Eukaryota; Metazoa; Chordata; Mammalia; Perissodactyla; Rhinocerotidae
Gene: SLC4A7
Product: solute carrier family 4 member 7
Exons: 26
Coding region: 196-3972 (1258 amino acids)
Biological process (GO): monoatomic anion transport; transmembrane transport; auditory receptor cell development
Cellular component (GO): apical plasma membrane; plasma membrane; basolateral plasma membrane
Molecular function (GO): solute:inorganic anion antiporter activity; monoatomic anion transmembrane transporter activity; sodium:bicarbonate symporter activity
Source: RefSeq, a predicted model, not a curated record
GCCUCGCGGCCGCCGCGCGCACACGCGCGCCCCGCGUCUCGCGUGCCCGGCUCCCCCACGCGCGCGCGUCGCGCACGGACGCACGCUCGUUUCCCCUCGCGCGCCCGGGUCUCGGCGGCGGCGGCGGCGGCGGCGGCGGCGGCCGGAUCGCGCGGGGCAGCACCGUAGCGGCCGCCGUGGGCUGCCCGGCCGGCCAUGGAGGCGGAUGGGGCCGGCGAGCAGAUGAGACCGCUACUCACCCGGGUAACGAGCAGGGGUCACGAUGAAGAAGCUGUUGUGGAUCUUGGCAAAACCAGCUCAACUGUGAAUACCAAGUUUGAAAAAGAAGAACUAGAAAGUCAUCGAGCUGUAUAUAUUGGUGUUCAUGUCCCGUUUAGUAAAGAGAGUCGUCGGCGUCAUAGGCAUCGUGGACACAAACAUCACCACCGGAGAAGAAAAGAUAAAGAAUCAGAUAAAGAAGAUGGACGGGAAUCUCCUUCUUAUGACACACCAUCCCAGAGAGUUCAGUUCAUCCUUGGUACCGAAGAUGAUGAUGAAGAGCACAUUCCCCAUGAUCUCUUCACGGAAAUGGAUGAAUUGUGUUAUAGAGAUGGAGAAGAGUAUGAAUGGAAAGAAACUGCCAGAUGGCUGAAAUUUGAAGAGGAUGUUGAAGAUGGCGGUGACCGAUGGAGUAAACCUUAUGUGGCAACUCUCUCUUUGCACAGUCUUUUUGAACUAAGAAGUUGCAUCCUAAAUGGAACAGUCAUGCUGGAUAUGAGAGCAAGCACUCUAGAUGAAAUAGCAGAUAUGGUAUUGGACAACAUGAUAGCCUCUGGCCAGUUGGAUGAGUCCAUAAGAGAGAAUGUCAGAGAAGCUCUUCUGAAGAGACAUCAUCAUCAGAAUGAGAAAAGAUUCACCAGUCGGAUUCCCCUUGUUCGAUCUUUUGCAGAUAUAGGCAAGAAACAUUCUGACCCUCACUUGCUUGAAAGGAAUGGGGAAGGCCUUUCAGCCUCCCGCCACUCUUUGCGAACAGGUCUCUCUGCCUCAAACCUUUCAUUGAGAGGAGAAUCGCCUUUAUCUCUUCUUCUCAGUCAUCUUCUUCCUUCUUCAAGAGCUGGAACCCCUGCAGGCUCGAGGUGUACAACCCCAGUACCCACCCCUCAAAACAGUCCUCCUUCCAGCCCUAGCAUCAGUCGCCUGACCUCCAGAAGUUCCCAACAGAGUCAGCUUCAGGCCCCAGAACUACUGGUUUCACCUGCCAGUGAUGAUAUUCCCACAGUAGUAAUUCAUCCGCCUGAGGAAGACUUAGAAGCACUGAAAGGCCAGGAGCAGAAGAAUGAGGAAAAUGUUGACAUAACUCCAGGUAUUUUAGCUUCUCCACAGUCUGCACCUGGAAACUUGGACAAUAGUAAAAGUGCAGAAAUUAAAGGUAAUGGAAGUGGAGGAAGCAGAGAAAAUAGUACUGUUGACUUCAGCAAGGUUGAUAUGAAUUUCAUGAGGAAAAUUCCUUCGGGAGCCGAGGCAUCCAAUGUUCUGGUGGGAGAAGUAGACUUUUUAGAAAGACCUAUUAUUGCAUUUGUGAGACUGGCUCCUGCUGUUCUCCUCUCCGGGUUGACUGAGGUCCCUGUUCCUACGAGGUUUUUGUUUCUGUUAUUGGGUCCAGCAGGCAAGGCACCACAGUACCAUGAAAUUGGAAGAUCAAUAGCCACUCUCAUGACUGAUGAGAUUUUUCAUGAUGUGGCUUAUAAAGCAAAAGACAGAAAUGACCUCCUGUCUGGAAUUGAUGAAUUUUUAGAUCAAGUAACUGUCCUGCCUCCAGGAGAGUGGGAUCCUUCUAUACGCAUAGAGCCACCAAAAAGUGUUCCUUCUCAGGAAAAGAGAAAGAUUCCUGUAUUUCCCAAUGGAUCUGCCCCCAGCUCUAGUGAGACUCCUAAAGAGGCUGCUCAUCAUGCUGGGCCUGAGCUACAGAGGACUGGACGGCUUUUUGGUGGUUUGAUACUUGACAUCAAAAGGAAAGCACCUUUUUUCUUGAGUGACUUCAAGGAUGCAUUAAGUCUGCAGUGCCUGGCCUCGAUUCUUUUCCUAUACUGUGCCUGUAUGUCUCCUGUAAUCACUUUUGGAGGGCUGCUUGGAGAAGCUACAGAAGGCAGAAUAAGUGCAAUAGAGUCUCUUUUUGGAGCAUCAUUAACUGGGAUUGCCUAUUCAUUGUUUGCUGGGCAACCUCUAACAAUAUUGGGGAGCACAGGUCCAGUUUUAGUGUUUGAAAAAAUUUUAUUUAAAUUCUGCAGAGAUUAUCACCUUUCCUAUCUGUCUCUAAGAACCAGUAUUGGUCUGUGGACUUCUUUCUUGUGCAUUGUUUUGGUUGCAACAGAUGCAAGCAGCCUUGUGUGUUAUAUUACUCGAUUUACAGAGGAGGCUUUUGCAGCACUCAUUUGCAUCAUAUUCAUCUACGAGGCUUUGGAGAAGCUCUUUCAUUUAGGAGAAAUAUAUGCAUUUAAUAUGCACAACAAUUUAGAUGAACUGACCAGCUACUCAUGUGUAUGUGAUGAACCUCCUAACCCUAGCAAUGAAACUCUAAAGGUGUGGAAAGAAAAGAAUGUAACAGCACAUGAGAUUUCCUGGGGGAAUCUCACUGUUUCUGAAUGUAAAACCUUUCAUGGUGUAUUUGUAGGAUCAGCUUGUAGUCUUCAUGGACCUUAUAUUCCAGAUGUGCUCUUUUGGUGUGUCAUCUUAUUUUUCACAACAUUUUUUCUGUCUUCAUUCCUCAAGCAAUUUAAGACCAAGCGCUAUUUUCCUACCAAGGUGCGAUCGACAAUCAGUGACUUUGCUGUAUUUCUCACAAUAGUAAUAAUGGUUGCAGUUGACUACCUUGUAGGAGUUCCAUCUCCUAAACUUCAUGUUCCUGAAAAAUUUGAGCCUACUGAUCCAAAUAGGGGCUGGAUCAUAAGCCCAUUGGGAGAAAAUCCUUGGUGGACCUUAUUAAUAGCUGCUAUUCCAGCUCUGCUUUGUACCAUUCUCAUCUUUAUGGAUCAACAAAUUACAGCUGUAAUCAUAAACAGAAAGGAGCACAAAUUGAAGAAAGGAGCUGGCUAUCACCUUGAUUUGCUCAUGGUUGGUGUUAUGUUGGGAGUUUGCUCUGUCAUGGGACUUCCAUGGUUUGUGGCUGCAACAGUGUUGUCAAUAAGUCAUGUCAACAGCUUAAAAGUUGAAUCUGAAUGUUCUGCUCCAGGGGAACAACCUAAGUUUUUGGGAAUUCGUGAACAGCGGGUUACAGGGCUAAUGAUUUUUAUUCUAAUGGGCCUCUCUGUGUUCAUGACUUCAAUACUUAAGUUUAUUCCAAUGCCUGUUCUGUAUGGUGUUUUCCUUUACAUGGGAGUUUCCUCAUUAAAAGGAAUCCAGUUUUUUGACCGUAUAAAGUUGUUUGGAAUGCCUGCUAAGCAUCAGCCCGACCUGAUAUACCUCCGUUAUGUACCUCUCUGGAAGGUGCAUAUCUUCACAGUCAUUCAGCUCACUUGUCUGGUUCUUCUGUGGGUGAUAAAAGCUUCAGCUGCUGCAGUAGUUUUUCCCAUGAUGGUUCUUGCAUUGGUCUUUGUACGCAAACUCAUGGACCUGUGUUUCACAAAGAGAGAACUUAGUUGGCUUGAUGAUCUCAUGCCAGAGAGUAAGAAAAAGAAAGAAGAUGACAAAAAGAAAAAAGAGAAAGAGGAAGCUGAACGAAUGCUACAAGCUGAUGACGAUACUGUGCACCUUCCAUUUGAAGGGGGUAGUCUCUUGCAAAUUCCAGUUAAGGCCCUAAAAUAUAGUGUUGAUCCCUCAGUUGUUAACAUAUCAGAUGAAAUGGCCAAAACUGCACAGUGGAAGGCACUUUCCAUGAAUACUGAGAAUGCCAAAGUAACCAGAUCUAACACGAGCCCUGAAAAACCUGUGAGUGUGAAAAUAAAUUUUGAAGAUGAACCAACAAAGAAAUACAUGGAUGCUGAAACUUCGUUGUAGAAUUGAACCAAGAGGAAUUAUAUAUAUAGAUAUACAGAUAAAUAUAUAAUGUGUGUAUUUCAUGUCACUAUAUAUAACAAUAUUGUAUGUCAUGCUAUUUAUGCAUGACAACUGGGUUUUUUGAAGUAGUGUCUCAAGUUUAUUAAGAGCACCAUGGAGACUGUAUAUAGUGAAAUGGUCUCUUAGAAGUGAGGUACAUGGUUUUUACUAUUCAAAUAUUUAUUCUGUUGGAAGAAUUUUUGCUGUUCUGCAAUAGAAAGUUGUGGGGAAAUGCAUUCAAUCUACUUUUCUUUAAAUCUGUUUGUUCAUCAGCGGCAAUUCAUACCAACCUUAAGUGAUGUGUACUCUGUCCAUAUAUUUAUAAUUUUUACUUGAGUUACUAAAAGUUUUCACAUUAUUUCAUUUGUUAGUGUGUUAUAGGAAGAACAGGGAGUCUUAUGCCAAUGCUGUGGGACAAAUGAUAACAUGUCAUGGCUUUUCUGUGUGUGUGUUUCAUUUAUGUAGAUGUCCAUCAUGUUUCACAUGCGAUGGAAAUUUUUUGGCUAUAGAGGUAGAACUUUCUAGAUAAGAACUAUAGUUUUGAACUUUGUUUUUCAAAUUUAUUUCAUAUCUUAAAACCUCCAAAUCUAGGUUUACAUUCUUAUAGACAAGUAGAAUCGCAGGUGAUUUUAUAAUUUAACCCCCAUAUGAGUCAUAACUUGAUGAAUUUUAGAAGCUGUAAAAUGCCAAUUUAUAGUAGUUAAAUUCUAUUGCCUUUGUAGAAGUUUUUUCUGAAUCCUAAUAAUUUAUUAGAGCCCGGAAUGCCCACUCUGUUCUCUGCCUUAGCUGUCUUUUACUUAAAAUGUGGUUUAGUUUAUAUCAGGUUCAAGUUCUUGAUUAUUUUUCUAUUAUAAGUAGUAUGGUUAAAUAAUCAGGAGUCAAUUCUCUUAAAUGGGUUUAUGAUCAGUAUUACUUUAUUCUAUUAAGAAUUACCUUUCAUUUUCUGUUUAUGUGGUUAUUCUUUCUAUUGUAUAGGUAAUAUUUAAUAGAUUGUUAUCUGUGAUUUCAUUUUUAAAUAUUUUAUUUAUUUUAAUUGAUAUGAUGCUUAAAUAUAUAAACAUUUGAAAAGGUAACAAAUAUAGAGAAAAUUGUUAAUGUAAAUAGUUGGUGCUCACUUGCAUUUAUGGUUUAUCAUCUGAAAGUAGUUGACAUAUUUUACAUCUUUGAUAUAAAGCACUGCCAUAUUUGUAUUUUAAAAGGAAUUUAGACAUUUUAUGUAUAGUUCAGAUGGAUGGCAUUCUUCUUAUUUUCUGUUAGUGUUUGUUAUUUACUUUUUGCUUUUCUGAGCUGUCUUUUUUAACUUCUAGCAAAUCUUUUUCAGUCAUCUUUUAUAUACUCUUAGCUCCACAUGAAAUAAGUAAAUGUUGUUCGUGUUAAGCCUGUAGGACUGGAUGAAUGGGGUUGUGAAACUGAUUUGGCAAGAGGAUAGUUUAUAAAAACCAAAUGAGUAUUGAGAAGCCACAGAAAUAAUGAAAAUAGUGACAUGAAUAUUAGAAUGAAAAUUUUAAUGAAAUUCCAGUGCUCUCUUUAAUCAUUUGUAAUUAAAGUACAAAAGUAUGAAGAAUUGAUCUUAUCGAGGAUCAUGAGGAAUGCCGAAAGCUGAUAUUUUAGCAGUUCUGAAGUGUUUUUAAUCCAUUCUAAACUACUUACUAACUAAUGUAUUUUCCCCAUCGGAGGCCAUAUUUUCAGAUUCUAGUUAAAAUAACGGAUUCAACUUAUGCCUCAGAUGUGUGUUUGGAAAUGUAGCUCCUUUUCUUUAGAAAAUAUAGCUGGCGUCAUUUGGUACUGCCUAAAACAGAGUUAGACUCUCCUGGCAAUUGAUAAUAGAGUAUUACCCACGGUGCUUGUUAUUGUUUAUGAGCUUCCAUAGAAGUGAGUCCUUUUUAUUCAUAGCAGCACAAUCAUUUCCAAAGACCCCAGUAUUUGCUGCUGUAUUUUGUAAACUCCCCUGAUGUACCUGAACAAGAAGAUUUCCUCACAUCAUUUCCUUGUGUCUGGACAUCAUAGGGUUAACAAAUGUGCUUAUUUCACAGGAAGUGAUUUUAAAAUUUAAACUGAAAACUACCUGGGAUCAUAGUGUUCCUGUGAUUUUAUUUAAUUAUGUUUAGUAAUUGUCCAGUGCCAGAGAAACCAUGACUUGCAAAAUACUUUGCACUCAAAAUGUUUUCACUAUGUUUCUGAUUGUUAAUGGUUUCUGCUUUUUUUUGACUACUUGACAUACAAAAUGAUCUGAUAUGACUACUCCAUUGAAGAGCAAAGGUAACUCGUGUUUAAGUAAUUAACUGCUUGUUUUACAUGGUUACGAUAUUUUUCCACUAGUUUUGAAAAAUAACAAUCAUGGAUAGAUUCAUUGCAAGACAGUGAAAAAUAUAACUUACUACAUAUAUUGAUUUUUAAAUGUUGCCUUAAAUAGGUAUAAAUGAGCAGUAGUAAUCGCUGUGUAUUGAUUUACCUCAAGGUGCAAAAUAAUGAAACCUGUACAUAUUCCAUUUACCAAAUAAAUUUGUAUAAACAGCCCUGCACUUUCUUAGAUGCCUUGGUUUCCAGGAUGGAGCUUAGUGCUACUGAAUACCCCGGCCACAGAGCCGCCUCAGGAUAUUCUUUCCAGCCUGUUUUAUUUAUUGAUAGAUAGAUGUCUGUUUACAAAGACUAUAAUGAAUCUUGAUGUUGACCAUCGGAAAUUUACUUUCUUAUGAAUGCUAUUUCCCUCUAAAAUAGCAGCUUUUGAGAAAACAAUGAACUAACUUCCUUAUGAUAAAAGGAUGAUUCUGUAUAUUCUCUAAUAAUAUUAGAUGUGCUGAAGUAAAGCACACAGUCUUUCUAAUGGGGGUGUGUGUGUUUGUGUGAAUGAUGUUAUCAAUUUUAAAUCUCUUAAGUUGUUUAAAAAAGCUGUAUCAUAUCAAUGUUCAUAUUUGCCAAGUCUUCUGUAAAACGCGUAGGACAAAAUUUUUUAUGUGCUAAUGCAUGUAUUUAUAAAGCAGAUUUCCUUAUCAGUCAAAAUUACUAAUUUUUGUUUUCUCCAUCCAAAAAAAUUUCUGUUUCUUCCACAUACUUAAAGCUUAUGUAUGUAUAUAGUAGCUUUCUAACUUUUUCCUUUCACAGAGACAGGUUCAAAAUUCUGUAAAAAGAAAAAUGAUUUCUGAAACUGAGGUAUGACCCCAGAGCUUGCUGUUUUUAAAGGAUUAUAUCAUAUACAUCAGUUCUGUAAAUGUGCUCAACGGUUUAACGUGUGAAUCCUAUUUUAAAGUGCUCAGAUUUCGGAUGUGUAAGCCAUUGAUAUAACAUUAUAGUUCAGAAAUGUUCAAAUAAUUUAAUGUUUUAAAUUUAUUUAUGUAGAUCACAUCAUUGUUAUUGUAUGCAGUACAAAUAUGUGAACUGUCUUUUGAUUUAGUCCAACAAUUAUUUAUUUUUUACAAAGUAAACUUAAAGACUUUAAGGACAUUAAAAUUUAAAAUAGUGUUCAAAAUUAAAAAUUUGGCAAUUUUAAUGUAAAGCUGGUUCUUUUCUAACCUUUCAAAAAGUAAGAUGUGUCAAUAAUAAGAAAACAUAGUUGGAAAUGGAGUCAUUUAAAGAUGAUUUUAAAAAUUUAAUAAGCACAUACUGACUUCUACUAGUAGACUUAGAGAAAUUGUUAAACCCCAGUUGUUUUUUUAAUCAGAUUUUUGUGCAUUGAUUGAUUUUUGUGUUGUGGCUUUUCUUUUGUUGCUUUAGUAUUAAAAGUUUUUGUUUUUUUGUUUUGUAGGGGAGUUAUCUUCCAUUGUUUACUAUGUUUAAACAAAUAGAAAUUGAAUUUUAUUGUUCAUUUAUAUAAUAUUUGAUAGCCUGGUAUAAUUUCACAGUACAGUUCUAAUUUUUAUGACUUUUAUAAUUACAAUGAUAAUAUUUUCUUUUGUAAUAAAAUCCAAAGUAAAUUAAACAUUUAAAACCUAGAACAGAUAUUUUUCAUUUAUAUGAAGUACAAGUCUCUACCAAGUUGAUAAUGUGAAUGAUCUGCCUUUCAAAUUUGUUUCAUAAUUGUUAGAAGAAAACUAUUUUUUUGGAGAUGUUUUUGAAGUUGAAAGAGCAAUAAAAGUCUACUGAAUUAGUUGUUGGA